This is a messenger RNA of Babesia bovis T2Bo, 3128 nucleotides long. RefSeq lists its product as uncharacterized. Lineage: Eukaryota; Apicomplexa; Aconoidasida; Piroplasmida; Babesiidae. The record is from RefSeq and is a predicted model, not a curated record. The transcript has a single exon. The coding region runs from base 103 to 3078 and encodes 991 amino acids.
UAUUCCAAAUGGAAGGUGACGCUAUACACGCAUUGACAAGGACAGACAGCCAAAAAACUGCAGCUCUCAUAUUAGCGUUACUGAGAUCAUAAUGGUACUACAAUGGUUAAACUUGUACCAGAGUUUUUGAAAAAAAUAAUCGUACAAAAGGGCGUCAACAACAGAACCAACAAUACAAACACUGCAGAAGUGAGUCGUAGUAACACAUUAUUGACGGAUGGUCUAUCCCAUAUAAAGGGAGUAAACUUUAACAGCGAGGAGGAAGAAGAAACUUCAUCUGGCGCUAUAAAUCGCACAUACCACCAAGGGAGCCACCUUGAACUCGGUAUAACAUCGAACAUAUCAACCAUAGCUCUACGUGAUUGGGGGUGCCCCGUGUACGACGAAAUACGUGAAGAAGGGGUAUUCACCGGGAAGUAUUUCACAGGAUUCCUAAGGAAUUACGUUGCAAGCGGAGAUCAUUCCGACGCAUUACAGGCGUCAAACAAAUCAAAAGUAAUACCCAAAGAAGAAUUUGAUUUCACGGAAUAUAUAAGCCAGGUGUCUGUCUUCUACUCAAUGAUGGAGGAAGGUAUAAAUGAUGCACAAAAUACAGAUAGUAUAAAUGAAAAUCAUCUGCCAAGCGAAACACAUGUGCCUAAGGAAUAUUACAGCGAAGAUUAUCAAGUAGAGAAAAAUGAAGUAUUUAGAAAAGAACUGGAAUGUAUACCGGAAGUAAUGUCCUCUAUGGAAGCACAACUGGAAACAGUAAACGCAGAACUACAAGAAAUGCUAGAAAGAAGAUAUAUACACGUCCACGAAGCUUGUACAAGCGUAGAAGAGUUGCACGCCCGCUUCCAAGAUCUAACACAACAAAUCAAUCGGAUAAGAGCAGAUAUUGAAAGCGAAACGGCCCUAACAAACACACCCACACGAAAUACAACAAAUGCAGAUGUAGAAAAGGAAUUAGAUUCGGUAUUGCAAAAUGGAAUAGCACGUAAGAAAGAUUUGCAAAUACUCUUGGGGUACCUACAGGAGUUAAGAGGUAUAACGGCCCUACCAGAAUAUAUACAAAGCGUCUCGGAGUCACAUGGAAUUGCUAUAGCAAAUAUAGUUGCAACGUGCUCAAUCAAGUACCUCUACGGUGAUGCCGGUAAAUUCAAACUCGCAAAGUCGAUGGCCUCUGUUCUAAACGAUACCAUCGCCAACCUAGAACGGGUAGCAGAAACAAAAUUUGUCAAACUUGCACUGAUGGCAUUGCUGGAAUUGGGAAAUAAUAACGAUGUCACAACAUCAAUAGAGCUCAUGAAAACAUCACUUAGGCAUAUGCAACAACCGUUGGUGGCCUUGAUGAACGCUACCACACUACGAGAUGCAUUAAGUACACUGAGAACCACAAGCAAUGUAUCCAGAAAUACCAAUAAAAUCGGAAAGUUCGAUAACUGGUAUAGUUUCGCAGAUACUUUUGAAAAGCAGAAAGUCGCCCUGCUAGCAUAUCUGUUUUUAUGCCAGGUUUGGGGGUGCAUGAUACUUAGGCAAAUACUAUGCGUACAACGAAUGAAAAGAAGAGAUGCUGAAAUAUUGCAACCGGAAGAAUCCACAAUGCUGAUCCAGAAGAUAUUGCACGUAAUAAGAGAAACUUUGUGUCCCACUUCUCCACGAGGUAAUUUAACCGCUAACUCACCCAUCAACAGGCUUAUCACUAAAGCAAUUGUAUUGCCAACAACAUGCGAAGACGCAUUUGAUUAUGCAUCGUAUUUCGAAUGCCAGUCAAUGGACGAAGUCAUAUUGGAUAGUGGAAUUGAUACCGAUAUUGCCAACAUCAGCCUAGUGGAUGAGUAUCUAGGAUAUUGUGCAUCGAUAAAAAAUAUAGUCGAUGAUAUCUCGAAAAACGCAUUCGCAGAUUUUGCAAGCCAAAUGAUACUAUACUGUACAUGGAAAGAAGAAAGAGAGGUGCAGGACUUUGUAACAUUCAUAGAAGGAUACAAAACGUUCAGAACGAAAUAUGAUAGACUACUGGCAGAAAUUAACGCAAAUGACGUGUUCUUCUCAAUGCUGUGGCAAACACUAGAAACGGAAUGGAAUGAACAUAAAUCGCACGCUGUUGAAAGUAACUGGCUACCAGGAAUUAAAAAUGGACUCGCAAACCUGGAAAAAAGUAGAAAUACACAACUGGGCUCUAUCGUAGAGGAUAAUAGCCGUAAAGUCGGUAUGUCAUGUCUGGAAUCAAUGAAAGUAGGAAACAUGGUAGCAGUUCAAAAUGCGUUUGUUAGGGAAACCUGGGAUAAAUAUAAAACAAGUAUCUACGCAAUGGAACAAGAUGAAGAAAUGUUCUCAUUGGUCACGUCGUGUACUGCAUUAGAUGAAAGAUUGAAUCUAUACCCCUUUUUAGCAGAGGCGCUCCCGGACGUUGCCGACGCUGUUGCCCAGGACUGCGUGCACCUAGUGGAAAUGUUCCAUUCAUUAGUGGAUGCAGAAGUCUCGAGCCUGGAAUUCUCACCAAUUGAAUUGGACUACACGCUAGUGCGUAAGAGCUGCCUCAUGGCAGAAGCACUGAGAUACUUCUCCCAUAGAGUAAUAGAUGUAGUAACCAAGGCACUCAAUAACGCAUCGGAAUCGAUCAACACAUACGAAAGAAGUGCUACCGUUGUAUCAGAGGAACUAGAAAGUAAUUUCAAAGACCUGUACCAAGGAGCUCAAAAGUCAUCCGACGAUAUGGAGUCGUUAAAACAGAGAUUGUUGCACAUGCUCUCGGAGGCUAUAUCACUCCAAUUGAAGCAGCACGUUACACUGUGGGUGUCGCAACGACAUAGUGAAGCAUACCAUGAUGGAGAGGUAAAGAAAAUUAUACAUAUCAUACAACAAAGCGUGGAUGUGAUAUCAGAUAUCAUAAAGGAUCCCACAGAUGUGCAAUUGGUCUACGAAAUGGCAUUCCAGCAUGUACAUGUAGGUGUCAACCCCGGCAACAUAGAAGAUGAACGAAAAGAGUAUUUCCGCGAUAGCUGCGCAGAUAUCAUUACACAACUUUCGCAUUAUACGUGUAUUAAAUUGGAAAUAUGCUGCCUUGCAGAUACACUGGCCAACGAACUUUUCAGCUAAUGAAAUCGCAAUCCUGUAGUUAGGCUACUUCUACAGCCAAAGUAGAACGA